Messenger RNA from Candida tropicalis MYA-3404, 291 nucleotides. It is a transcript of the gene MRPL33, whose product is annotated as mitochondrial 54S ribosomal protein uL30m. Gene Ontology annotation, cellular component: large ribosomal subunit; mitochondrion. The coding region runs from base 1 to 291 and encodes 96 amino acids. The transcript has a single exon. The record is from RefSeq and is a predicted model, not a curated record. Gene Ontology annotation, molecular function: structural constituent of ribosome. Gene Ontology annotation, biological process: translation. NCBI's taxonomy places the organism in Eukaryota, Fungi, Ascomycota, Pichiomycetes, Serinales, Debaryomycetaceae.
AUGUCCGGCGUUCAAAAACAGUUAUUUUACCGAAUAAAACAAGUCAGAUCAACUAUAGGGUUACCUCCAAAAUAUAAAGCAGUAUUACAAUCAUUGGGCUUGACCAGAAGAAAUCAAAUCACAUAUGUUAAUGUUGCUCCAACUUCAGCCAAUCAAUUAGCAGCCGUUAAGGAAUUAGUUUCUGUUGAGUUGAGCGAUAUCAAGAAGACUAGACAGGAAAUAAAUCAAGAAAGAAAGUUCAAACCAGGUUACGAGUUGAUCAAAAACGGAAUGAAGAAGAGUUACGCUUAA